AUCUAUCUAUCUAUCUAUCUAUCUAUCUAUCUAUCUAUCUAUCUAUCAGGAUUAUAGGAUGGCAUUUUAGUGGCUUCAUUUCAGUAGCCUGCUUCAUACAAUGUAAAAUGUGAUUGCCUUAAUCUCUCGUUCCUCGUUUAAAAUACGGUAUAUUCACAACAUCGCAAAAAUACAAGUUGGAAAAAUGGAAAAGAAUAUCUGAUGACUUAAUCUUUUGAUGAGGUUGAUCAAAGUUGAACUUUCCAUGAACACUGGCUAAUAAUAGACAGAGCAUCAAACAAACAACAAACAUGACCAAUGAAAUAUAGCUUAGGCUACUGAAUGAUAGGCCUAAAAGUCAAACAGGCAUUCUUUAGAUGUUCUAAAACGGUAAUGCUACAUUUGUGUUGUAGCUGAUUAUCAAAGUUACUAUGGAUGCGGGCUAUCGGACGUCAUUUUCUGAAAAUAGAUGGAAAAUAUGAGAUAAUAAAAGGCACCUCUCUAAGAAUAGCAGUUCAAUCUUUCACUGGCAGGUGGCAGCAUGCCAGAAAAAGAUCCAGUUUCCUCCCCAUCCCGACCUCCAGACCUGCUUAGCACACGUGAAGCAGUCUUUUUAAAACAUAUUAGAUAACGAGUCUAAUAGGAAUACAACAUAAAGGAAAUAACCAGAAAUGACCGCGUUUGGCCUGUAAACAACGUUGACUUUAAUAAUAAUAAUCCGCGCUGCUUAGCCGUAUAACAACGCCACAGCGCCACCUGCUGGUUAGCAUCGGUAUAGCACGAACUUUACCUCAGAGAUGACCGAUACGACUUUCCCUGGACCGCCGCAUUGCACUCCGUUCUCUGGCGAGAGACGUGACUCAGCUUAAAUAUGGUGAAAAUACAGCAGUUCACCACAAAUUAAAUUAACAGACUUAAAACAAUUUCCCUUGUCAUUUAAAUACGAUUUUUUUGUUACAUUGGAUAACGAUAACCGUCAUGGAUCACUUCCGCUGUCUGUUUGAUAAACUCGACAAGAAUAAAGACGGGUUUAUAUCUACAGAGGAGCUGCAGAGUGAAAUGCGAAGGAUAGGUGUGGAACCAGUUUGCGAAAAGGUUCAAACUCUCAUGUCCAGUUAUGAUCACAAUAAGGAUGGGCGUCUGAGCUAUCAGGAAUUUCUUAUUUACAUGAUGGACAAAGAGAAGAAAUGGAAAAUAGACUUCCAUGCCCUUGACAGAAAUAAAUGUGGUACCAUUGAUCUGGAGGAUAUAAUGUCUCUGUUUAAGGAAUUAGGUUUGGUCAUAUCAAAGCCAAACGCAAAGCGGAUCAUUCAAUUGAUGGAUGAAGACAACUCUAUGACGGUAGACUGGGAGGAAUUCCUCCAGCACGUCAUCAUUAACCCGGCAGAAAACAUCGGAGAGUUGGUAUCUUCCUGGAAACAUAACCUGGUGUUUGAUGUAGGAGAGAGUCGCUCUAUGCCUGUUGAAUUAACCCAGCGGGAGACUGACCUGUCCAUCUGGGGGAACUUUAUACUGGCCGCAGGAUUAGCAGAUGCUGUGUCUAGAACCGUGACAGCACCAAUAGACCUGUUAAAGACACGACUCCAGGUCUUUGGAUCCAAAGCUGUGUCUCUGGGAUUCCGAGAGCUGCAGACGGGAGGUUUUAGAUCCUUGUGGCAAGGAAAUGCUGUAAACGUUCUUAAAGGGACACCGCAAUCAACGCUUCAGUGCUUGAUCUAUGCCCAGAUGAGGAUGUACACUCUUGGCGAGAGGGAAAGUCUGUCGGUCCAUCAAAGGUUUGGACUGGGCUGUGUGUCAGGGGCCGUGGCACAUGCUGUGUUCUACCCCUUAGAGGUGUUGAAAGUUAGACUCAAUCUCCAGCCUGCUGGUACCUACAAUGGAGUUUUGGGAUGCGCUAGACUGAUUUACCAGAACGAAUCUGUGUCAGCUUUCUACAGAGGGUUCAAACCCAGCAUACUCUGCAUGAUACCUUAUGCUGGAGUGGAAUGUGCAGUGCAUCAGUCAAUCAUGAGCUGGGCUAAACAGGAUCCCGAGCACUUGGGUGACUCCAAGCUCUUCCUCUUCAGUUUUGCAGCAUUUGCAUCAGGACAGGCCACCAGUUACCCCCUUGCUGUCAUCAGAACACACCAGCAAGCUCAAGCUUUCUGUUCAAGCUCCCAGAAGCCUGCAGACGCUCUUCAAGGACUCUUUGGAAUAUAUGAGAAAUACGGAGUCAAAGGUUUUUAUAACGGAAUGGGUGCUAGCUUUCUAAGAGCGGUUCCUUGCUGCUUACUGAAUUACACCCUUACCUCAAAAUUUGAGACAUUGUUUUCGUCAAUAUUGUAAUGUUAAAUAACGGUUGUGGAAUGAUGUCAUGAACCUUGUGUAAGUGUAUUGUUUUUGAAUUAUGUUAGAUUGCAUAUAGUGUCGGGUUAUGGUUACAAUUUACAACUAUAGUAUCAGUAUCACAUCAUAUAUGAUAUCCGAGCCUUUUAAUAAGUACCUUAAAUCCUUAAAUUAAAUAAAAUUAUAAGGUCAACUUAAACUGUCUUUUUUUAUUUUUUAUUUAGCUUUAUUCAUUUAUUUAUUUUUUUAUGCUAAGCCCCAGACGCUACUAAACACCCUUCCUCAAAAUGUGAAUAUUAUUUAUAUUCUGCAUAAAGCUUGUGUCAUAAUAUCUGUACCGAAUGAUAAAAAAAAUCUACUUCUGGCAGUACAUUUUCCAGAUGGUUCACAAAUAACUAAACUACAGGUAUACUAAAAAGUAACUUGGGUAGAGAGAUGCAGUGAGCAAAGUUUCAAAAUUGAUCGCUUCUGAACCUUUUGUAAAUAUUAAAGGAAUGGUAAUUAAAAUGCAUUCAUUAUUGGAACAGAUUUUCACAAAUUUAACAUUAUAUGACUUACUCGCUAAUGAGAUCCUCUGGGUGCCAUCAGAAGAGAGUCAAAACAGCUGAUGAAAUAAUCCACAAGUGAUCCAGAGGGGAAAAAAAACAUAGGUGAAGUGUGUUAUAGUUGUAGUAUGAGGAAGCUGUCAUAUGUCUUAUAAGGUUUUUAAAACAAAAGUCAAUUUAUAAUUUUGUUCUUAGUCGGUUUCAAACACAACAACUGUCUUAAUUUACAGGAUUAUUUCUGUAAAUCUUUAUCCAUAUCAGCAUAUUUUUUUGCAGUUGGAAAAACAAGUGAGCCUAUUCAUUAUUAAAUGUACACAGAGCACUUGAACUGUGUUAUUAAUGUGUUUCUAUAUAUCUGGUCAUAUAAUAAUAAUAAUAAUAAUAAUAAUAAUAAUAAUAACAGGCGUUCUAAUGUUUCCACAUAUACAAAAAUGACAAUCCUUCAACUAAUAACACUUAAAUUGAUUAUCAAAUGAUUUACAGUAUUACGUUUUUGAUCUAAAUUCUCUUAGGUUUAGGUUAUUUUAACAUACCGCCAAUAGAAAACAACAGUUUACCAUAGACCCAUAGGAAUCAUUUUCUC
This is a messenger RNA of Puntigrus tetrazona (Sumatra barb), 3432 nucleotides long. RefSeq names its product solute carrier family 25 member 24, like (gene slc25a24l). The record is from RefSeq and is a predicted model, not a curated record. Gene Ontology annotation, molecular function: calcium ion binding; ATP transmembrane transporter activity. NCBI's taxonomy places the organism in Eukaryota, Metazoa, Chordata, Actinopteri, Cypriniformes, Cyprinidae. Bases 958 to 2304 code for a protein of 448 amino acids. The transcript is spliced from 10 exons. Gene Ontology annotation, biological process: transmembrane transport.